AUGUCUCCAACUCCCGGUAGGGAGCUGAAUAGCAUCAGAGGACGAGCCUUUGCAGCCUCCAAGGAGGAGCUUGGGGCCCUUCCCUACAUGACCAUCAGAUUAGUCACCCGAAAAUACAUGACGGUUGAGAUUUCAUGGGAAGGAGGCGGUGGUUGGGGCCUAAAAUGUGAGCUCAACAUGAGAAAAGGUGUUUAUCUCCCCAGAGUGAAUGAACUGUAUGUUGACGAUCCAGAUAAGGACAGUGGAGGCAAAAUAGAUGUCAGUUUGAACAUCAGUUUGCCAAAUUUACACUGUGAAUUGGUAGGACUGGACAUCCAGGAUGAGAUGGGAAGACAUGAAGUCGGGCAUAUUGACAAUUCGAUGAAAAUCCCUCUGAAUAAUGGUGAAGGCUGCCGGUUCGAGGGCCAGUUCAGCAUCAACAAGGUCCCUGGCAACUUCCAUGUAUCAACACACAGUGCCACUGCACAGCCCCAGAAUCCAGACAUGACUCAUGUCAUCCACAAGCUGUCCUUUGGAGACACGCUGCAGGUUCAGAACAUUCACGGAGCAUUCAACGCUCUAGGAGGAGCUGACAAACUCACUUCUAACCCCCUUGCAUCCCAUGAUUACAUCUUGAAGAUCGUCCCCACAGUGUAUGAAGAUAAGAGUGGAAAGCAGCGGUACUCAUACCAAUAUACGGUCGCCAAUAAGGUAAGCAGCAGUCUGGGGACCAACAGGUUGAGCACUCAGAAACCCCUCAGUGAAAGUCAUUUGAAAUUUCUAUUAAACAAUUCCAAAGAACUCAUGCUGAAAAAAUGCUCUCCGCCACCAGAGAGAAAACUGAUGAACUCUCUGUGCGAACUCAAGGAGCAUGUUCUCACUUGCUUUUUCUUCAAAUAUGGCUAA
Gracilinanus agilis (Agile Gracile Mouse Opossum) is the source of this 885-nucleotide messenger RNA. Its product is annotated as endoplasmic reticulum-Golgi intermediate compartment protein 1-like. Gene Ontology annotation, biological process: retrograde vesicle-mediated transport, Golgi to endoplasmic reticulum; endoplasmic reticulum to Golgi vesicle-mediated transport. Gene Ontology annotation, cellular component: endoplasmic reticulum membrane; Golgi membrane; COPII-coated ER to Golgi transport vesicle. NCBI's taxonomy places the organism in Eukaryota, Metazoa, Chordata, Mammalia, Didelphimorphia, Didelphidae. The record is from RefSeq and is a predicted model, not a curated record. Bases 1 to 885 code for a protein of 294 amino acids. The transcript is spliced from 7 exons.